CAUACAUAAUCGAUAAUCGAUAAGCCCCACUACCCUGUAUGUACAUGUACAUAUAAUCUAUGUGUGUUAGGAGGUGCUGUUUAAUAUGUACAUAGCCAAGUAGCCUACGCGCCGCGCAACUGACUUUCUACCAAAGUAACUGAAACAAACAGAACUCCGCUGCGUGCAGAAAGGCAAACGCCAAAUAACUGCCUAAUCUAAACAGAUCUACGCCUAUAAGCAAGUUCUAUUCCUCGAGAUGUCGUCUAAGAAGCCAGAGGAUACUAAGAAAGAGACGGGCAACAGCUCGGAUGAACUGACCACAGUCGUCGAGGACCUAUUAAACUCCCUAUCAAGCAAGUUCGACGGUGUCUCGAGUGAAAUAUUCGCUAAAAUGGACGACAUGGCGCGCCGAUUGGACCACCUCGAAGCUUCACUCCAAGCUAACGACGAGAACGGCGCAAAUUCAUCACCUAGGGCAUGAUAAGGGCAAAGGACAAUUGGAGAUUACUAGGGGCAUUGCAUGGCGUUUUGGGGGGAAGGGGGGCA
Messenger RNA from Daldinia vernicosa, 528 nucleotides. Its product is annotated as heat shock factor binding protein 1-domain-containing protein. Gene Ontology annotation, molecular function: transcription corepressor activity. The coding region runs from base 239 to 463 and encodes 74 amino acids. The record is from RefSeq and is a predicted model, not a curated record. Gene Ontology annotation, biological process: cellular heat acclimation. Gene Ontology annotation, cellular component: cytosol; nucleus. NCBI's taxonomy places the organism in Eukaryota, Fungi, Ascomycota, Sordariomycetes, Xylariales, Hypoxylaceae. The transcript is spliced from 3 exons.